Molecule: messenger RNA, 2406 nt
Organism: Drosophila guanche
Lineage: Eukaryota; Metazoa; Arthropoda; Insecta; Diptera; Drosophilidae
Gene: Hsc70-1
Product: heat shock 70 kDa protein cognate 1
Exons: 3
Coding region: 330-2267 (645 amino acids)
Biological process (GO): vesicle-mediated transport; cellular response to unfolded protein; protein refolding
Cellular component (GO): nucleus; plasma membrane; cytoplasm
Molecular function (GO): misfolded protein binding; ATP binding; heat shock protein binding
Source: RefSeq, a predicted model, not a curated record
GCAACAUUCGGACUGGCAGUUUUCUUGUAGCAGUCGUGGCGCGUGCAUCUUUUGAGAUCGAGAAUUUGGAUAUAGCAGCAGCAACACCCAGCGAGAGCGACAGACAAGACCAGACCAUAGCAGACAGGAGCAGAGAGUUGGAUCAGUUUUCAUUGCGGCCAAGGGAGAAUAAACAGUAGAGCUGUGGAGCUGCAAAGAGAGAAAACGCUGGAAUUCCUGCGAGUUUUGACGUUUGUGCUGCUGUUCCUCAUCAUCUCCUUGUACCUGUAUCGAUUUGCAUUCUAGGAUCGCCCAAGGAGACUGUCUAGGGGAAUUUGGCCGCAGCAAAGAUGCCCAAAUUACCAGCAGUUGGCAUUGAUCUUGGUACCACAUACUCGUGUGUUGGCGUUUUUCAACAUGGCAAAGUGGAGAUCAUUGCCAAUGACCAGGGCAACCGCACCACGCCCAGCUAUGUGGCAUUCACGGAGUCGGAGCGUCUGAUCGGAGAUGCCGCCAAGAACCAGGUGGCCAUGAAUCCAAACAACACAAUCUUCGAUGCUAAGCGGCUGAUUGGACGCAAAUUCGAUGAUGCCACCGUCCAGAGCGACAUGAAGCACUGGCCCUUCGAGGUGGUCUCCGACAACGGCAAGCCGCGCAUCCGUGUGGAGUACAAGGGCGAGAAGAAGAGCUUCUACCCGGAGGAGGUCUCCUCGAUGGUGCUCACCAAGAUGCGCGAAACGGCCGAGGCGUAUCUGGGAGGCUCCGUCACGGAUGCAGUGGUCACGGUGCCGGCCUACUUCAACGACUCGCAGCGCCAGGCCACAAAGGAUGCGGGCGCCAUUGCCGGGCUGAAUGUGCUGAGGAUUAUCAACGAGCCGACAGCUGCGGCCAUUGCCUACGGCCUGGACAAGCAGGGCACCAGCGAGCGCAAUGUUCUCAUCUUCGAUCUGGGCGGCGGCACCUUUGACGUGUCCGUGCUGACCAUCGAGGACGGCAUCUUUGAGGUGAAGGCCACCGCCGGCGAUACUCACCUCGGUGGCGAGGACUUUGACAACCGCCUGGUCAACCACUUCGUGCAGGAGUUCCAGCGCAAGCACAAGCGCGAUCUCGGCCAGAACAAGCGGGCCCUGCGCCGCCUGCGCACCGCCUGCGAGCGGGCCAAGCGUACGCUGUCCUCCUCCACCCAGGCCAGCAUCGAGAUCGACUCUCUGUUUGAGGGCAUCGACUUUUACACCUCGGUGACGCGAGCUCGCUUCGAGGAGCUCAACGGAGACCUGUUCCGUGGCACCAUGGAGCCGGUGGCCAAGGCUCUGCGCGAUGGCAAGAUGGACAAGAGCCAGAUCCACGACAUUGUGCUGGUCGGUGGCUCCACCAGGAUACCCAAGGUGCAGCGCCUGCUGCAGGACUUCUUCAACGGCAAGGAGCUGAACAAGUCCAUCAAUCCGGAUGAGGCGGUGGCCUACGGCGCAGCCGUCCAGGCGGCCAUCCUCCAUGGCGACAAGUCGGAGGCUGUGCAGGAUUUGCUACUGCUAGACGUCACUCCCCUGUCGCUGGGCAUCGAGACGGCUGGCGGUGUGAUGACAACGCUGAUCAAGCGGAACACCACCAUCCCCACCAAGCAGACGCAGAUCUUCACCACGUACGCGGACAACCAGCCGGGUGUGCUCAUCCAGGUGUACGAGGGCGAACGCGCCAUGACCCGCGACAACAACAUUCUCGGCAAAUUCGAGCUGUCGGCCAUUCCGCCGGCGCCACGCGGUGUGCCCCAGGUGGAGGUCACCUUCGACAUCGAUGCGAAUGGCAUCCUCAAUGUGAAUGCCCUGGAGAAGUCGACGGGCAAGGAGAACCGCAUCACCAUCACCAAUGACAAGGGUCGCCUCUCCAAGGAGGACAUCGAGCGCAUGGUCAACGAGGCGGAUGCGUAUCGGCAGGCGGACGAACAGCAGCGGGACCGCGUCAAUGCCAAGAACCAAUUGGAAGGAUACUGCUUCCAGCUGCGCUCCACCCUCGAAGACGAGCAGCUGCGUAGCCGCAUUAGCGACUCGGACCGCGACACGGUGCUCCAGAAGUGCAGCGAGACCAUCGCCUGGCUGGAGGCCAAUCAGUUGGCCGAGCGGCAGGAGUACGAGCAUCGCCAGCAGGAGCUAGAGCGCAUCUGCAGUCCCAUUAUUGCGCGACUCUAUCAGAGUGCUGGCAUGCAGCAGCCACCACCAAGUGGUGGUUCCGCCAAUGGGCCUGCAACAGGUGGCGGCGGCAGCGCUGGACCCACCAUCGAGGAAGUUGAUUAGAGAAUUUGAUUGUUCUCUUUUCGAAACAAUGCAAAUUGACUGUACUACCCAAAAGACUCUCCAAAUUGAAAUUCCUUUUGAAAUGUUCCUUCCUUCACCUAUUCCUUCAGUGCAAAUAAAGAACCAAACACAAGGCAAA